Molecule: messenger RNA, 2122 nt
Organism: Hydra vulgaris (swiftwater hydra)
Lineage: Eukaryota; Metazoa; Cnidaria; Hydrozoa; Anthoathecata; Hydridae
Source: RefSeq, a predicted model, not a curated record
AACACCAAAACCGUGUUUCCAAAAAAUGGUUCAAAAGAAAUCUUCCGGCGCUCAAAACCGUGCUAAAGCUACUAAAAAAGUAGCAGAAGAAGCAAAAAAUAAACAGACUUUAGAAGAUAUGGGAUUUAUAACAAUAACGCAGACCAAAGAAAAUGCCUCUUUUCCAGAUCUCUCUUAUAAUGACCAUGACUCCCAGUCAGUCUAUGAGUGCCAAAAGGAACCAAUUAGCUCUCCUUCUCUUUUAAGAUCACCUGCUGCACUUAAAAUGUGUAAUUUGCAGGGCUGUGGAUCAGUGGGGAUCUCAAACAAUUCACCUGAAGCUGAGCUAAAUGAAUUUCAACGUGACUCAUUAGAGUCAGAAGGAGGAACUUUAUCCAACAGGGAAGAAUGUAAUGCUCAACCUGAUUUGGUAACAAUUAAUGCUGACCCCUCUUUGUGGCCAGUUGUUUUAUGUCAAAAAGAUCGAGAUGUAAUCAUUUUAAAGGGACCCCCUACACAUUCUUUGAAGCAACGAGACUAUCCCCGUGAUUCUAAGAAAAGAAUUUUUCCUUUGAAUGUGUUUUAUCAAUCUUUGCCUAAUAAGGAAAAAGUAGAAAGAGACUUUUUGGUUUGGAGCUCGAUCUCCAAGGCUCUCUACUGUUUUCCUUGCUCACUCUUAGGCACGAAAGCAGCAUUUAAAUGUGGGGAAUCGUCCCUUCUUCGUUGGAACGGAGGAGCUAGAGAUCAAUGGAGGAAACUCAUAGAUUGUGUGAAGCAGCAUCAAUCCAGCUCAUUGCACCAAAAGUUCUACAUGGAUUUAAAAGACGCAUACAUUCGUCUUACCAGUUCCACUGGUAUAGAUUCAGAGCUCCAGAAGCAAAUCAAUUCUGAAACAGGUAAAUGUAGGACAAUUCUUCGUGGAAUUUUGGAUGUGACUCUUUUCUUAGCUUCUAGGAAUUUAGCUUUUCUAGGUAAAACAACACACGUGAAUGGGAAAGGAAAUGGAAACUUUCUUGCCGGUAUGGAGCUUAUCGGUCGUCACAACCCCGUCAUUGCAUCUCACUUGGAAGAUGUAAGACGCCAUCAACAAGAGGGCUCCAGAAUGAGUGCUCAUUACUUCUCUCCAACGUCUCAAAAUGAGUUCAUCAAAGAAUGUGGUGGUGUUAUCCGAAGUGCAGCUGUCAAAGAAAUUCAGGACGGUAUCUACUUCACCAUUAUAGUCGAUGGUACCCCCGAUACAUUUCACACUGAGCAGAUAACCUUUGUUAUUCGUUUUCUCCUUUAUGAAAAAGAAACUAAUUGCUGGCAAAUCAAAGAACGAUUUUUGUGUGUUGAAGCUUUCGAAAAGAAGAAAGGACUCGAUAUAGCUAAGCUUAUCACUGAUGUGAUUGCAAGGCUAGGUUUGAAUAUUCAAAACUGUCGCGGUCAGGGAUACGAUAAUGGAUACAAUAUGUCAGGUGCUUACAAGGGAGCUCAAGCCUUAAUAAGACAAAAUUAUUCGGAAGCUCUGUACGUUCCAUGUAGCGCUCACAAUCUGAAUUUGGCUGAUGUGCACGCAGUUGAAUCAGCCAUUGAGAUCAAAAUUGAGUUCAAACCACUUGAGAUCAAACCACUUGCCAAAAGACCGAGAGAAAUGUUGGCAGCUCUUAAAAAUGCUAUGGAAAACCUGGAUCUGACGAGUGAGCAGCUAAGCCAAGCAAAAGCCUUAAAAAAAUGGUUAUCAACUUUUGAAUUUGUAUUGCUAAUUACGAAUUGGUACAAAACCCUUACUGCUGUUAACGACGUUAGUCGUCUUCUACAAUCUGAAGCCAUUACCAUCGAUGACGAGCUACGUUUGAUUAGACAGCUGCUGGAAGAUCUUAAACAGAUUAGGGGCUCUUGGUUGCAAAUUUUCCAAAAUGCUAUAGCUGUAGCUGGACCGCUAGGAUUCGAAACUGAACUUGCUACUAAAAGAAAGCGCAAACUAAAGCGCUUUCAUAAUGAGGCAUCAAACACAGUCUAUUUCCACGACAGUCAAACAAAAGAAUUCAAAGUGAACGUUUUUAAUGUUGCUUUAGAUAGUCUGAUCCAGCAGAUUGAUUCAAGAUUUGAGGCAAGCCAAGAUGGUUGCCAAUAUGUUUUCAUUCAUCUGGUUGGACAAUGA